Girardinichthys multiradiatus is the source of this 1601-nucleotide messenger RNA. RefSeq names its product methyltransferase 4, N6-adenosine (gene mettl4). The transcript has 8 exons. Gene Ontology annotation, molecular function: nucleic acid binding; site-specific DNA-methyltransferase (adenine-specific) activity; RNA methyltransferase activity. The record is from RefSeq and is a predicted model, not a curated record. NCBI's taxonomy places the organism in Eukaryota, Metazoa, Chordata, Actinopteri, Cyprinodontiformes, Goodeidae. Gene Ontology annotation, cellular component: RNA N6-methyladenosine methyltransferase complex; nucleus; cytosol. The coding region runs from base 186 to 1532 and encodes 448 amino acids.
ACCGACAAAUUACGUCACCUGCACGAUCCACUUCCUGGAUCGCUCACGCUUUGUAUUCAGUAUCGUUUUGUGGGAAAUAAAACGUUCCACACGCUCCCCUGUCGUUAAAAAGGUGUGGCCCACCAGGCUAAACAAGAAAACAACUCGGUCACGAUCCAGCCUGGUGUGAAACCUGCACCUUCCUGAUGUCGGUGGUGCAUCAGAGCAGCUCAGGCUGGGUUUUGGAGUCACGGUCUCUCUUUGACCGAGGCUAUGAGCGGUGCGUCAGAUGGACAGGACAUCAGAAGUCACAUGUCAAGUGCAGUUUUAAAAGUUUCCAGAUAGUAAAGAGUCAUUAUAAUUUGAGUGGGAGAGCUGCUGUGGAUGGGGAACACACUGACGUGAUGCAGAAAACAGACAAACCAAAGAAACGUAAGCGUAAACACAAUGAGCUCAACCAAGGUGAAAUUGAUGCAAAGGCUUUCCAUGAAAAGAUCAGGAGUGUUAUUCUGGAAGGAACCAAAUCCUUAGUGGAUUCUGCCCGAUCAGCUGGAUACUUGAGCGGAGAGACAGAAACAUUCAGAGAUCCACUUCCUUCCCAGGACUGCAGCCUCGCAGCGCUCUGUGAGAUGGCUAAAGAUCUUCCUCUGAUGGCCGAUGAAGAGCAGGAGUGGACACAGUCACUUUUCACAAAGGAAAGCUGUGUUUCACAUGUCGACCUGUUCUCUCGGCUGACGGAGAACACGGAGGCCUGGGCAGCAGUGGUCUCACUGAUGGGAGAGGAGUUUAUAAUACCUCCUAAGUCUGCCUUCCUCCUCUCUGAUUUCACAAGAAUACAACCACUUGUGCAAUCUGGGAGGAGGUUUGACCUCAUUGUCAUUGAUCCACCUUGGGAAAACAAGUCUGUGAAAAGAAGUCGCAGAUACAGCUCUUUGCCUUCAUCCCAGCUGAAACACCUCCCUGUCCCCCUCCUGGGAUCUCCAGGCUGUUUGGUGGUCACCUGGGUGACAAACAGGUCCAGUCACCUUCGUUUUGUCCGGGACGAGCUGUAUCCACACUGGGGUGUUGAAGUUGUGGCCGAAUGGUUCUGGGUCAAGGUCACCACAUGGGGGGAGUUCGUGUUUCCUCUCGAUUCACCCCACAAGAAGCCGUAUGAAGUGCUGGUGCUGGGUCGGUAUCGUCCUACAAACGCCCGCACAAGCCCUCUACAAAUGCUGAGCGUCCCAGUUGAAGAUAAACGUUUGAUUGUGAGUGUCCCGUCAGCGCUGCACUCCCAGAAGCCCUUACUGUCAGAGGUGCUAAAGUCAUAUAUUGGAGCUGAAGCCAAGUGUUUGGAGCUGUUUGCUCGGAAUCUUCAGCCCGGAUGGACCAGCUGGGGAAAUGAGGUGCUGAAAUUUCAGCACAUAAGCUACUUCAACUUGGACCCUGUAGAUAUCUCUAAAGCUGAGGCGACAAAAGACGAGACGUACAACCCUGCAGUCACAUGUGAUUUCAGUUCGCCGAAGAAAACCGACUGUCUCCAUCCAGCCUUCCUAACAGUAGAACAACAGUAGACUGACGUUCAACACCUGUCACUUGUUUUUUUUUAAAACAUUGUUUUUAAUAAAGAUUUUGCACGAAAA